AUGUCAUUUCGUAGCGAUGAGUCGCGUCGUUACGGCCAUGUGCCGCCAGCGCAAUAUCCCGUCGCCCCUCCCCCGCAGGAGCCCGCCGGAUAUCCCGCGCGACGCCCUAGUUUCAACAGUGGCGACGACGCCAACUUCUUCGACCAGCCUGCUGCCCGACCGCAGCAACUCUAUACAGCGACAAAUUCUGGGAGGGCCGACGAGGAACUCUUCAUAACCAGCCCCACCGCCGAGCACCAGUCUGCCGGGAACCGAGCGAGCUACAUCCCGCAGAAUGCUGCAGCAGCCAGCUAUCAACGGCAAUACCAUGUUCAAGCUCCACCGCCGCCGCCGUCACAUUCCACAUAUAACCCCCAGGCCUUCGCCCGUUCGCAGUCGGCCUCACUGCCAUACCACCCCGCCCAGAACUUGAGGCACACGCCGUCGAGCCCGACAUAUGCCGCGCCUCCAACCAACUACACGCCACAGGCGUACAAUCCGGCAGCAUAUGCGAACACCAACGCGGCACUCCCCCAAAGACAUUCCACCGUUGCUGGGUACAACAAUUACGGCUACGGCAACUACAACACGCCCCCCGUCCCCCAUGUGUCCACGGCCUACGUCGCUCCCCCGUCUUCAACUUACGGCGGGUCGCAACCUUCGUCGGCGACGACCCCUUCGGCUCCGCAACGCUAUGAGCCAGCAUUGCAUAGUCCGCAAUAUGCGCCAUCCGCAGCGCAACCCCCGGUGGCGCCACAAUACGAACCGUCUUACUCCACAGGUUAUGGCGCCCAACAGUACUCGGGAUCGUCAUAUGCCAGCAAUGGUGUCACGGCCGCACCGAGCUCGCAUGUGCCGUAUCCUGUGCAUUCCCAGAUUCCCGUUGGCCCUAAUUACUCGCCUGACCCGAAUUCUUUCUCGAACCGGGUGUCUCGAUCUGGUUCGCAGCCAUCGCCGAUACCAUCCCCUCCGAGCCGCACGCAAGCCUCUCCCCAAAUUUCCAGACAUCCCACGAAUGCGCCGCUUCCUAGUCGCCCCAUGGACGACUUGCCAGAGGAGCCAGACUGGAGAGUUAACGGUGGCGGCGAAGAUGAUUUCCAAGUGACGCAAGACAACCUGAUCCAAGAUAUCGUCUCGGAUUUGGGGGUGUCCCCGCACAGCCAACGUCCCCAGCCCUCCAACGGCACCGUAUCGGAUGAUAUUUUGGGCAAGACCCAGCGGUACAACUCGACCUCAUCGAGAACUACCUCCGACACCGGUGUGAACCGGUACCCUUCUAAUGCGUCUUCCGCCAUGAAUAACACCGCAGCUUCGACCAACACCACCUAUACUUGGGAUUCUGAGGAAAGCGAUCCCGAGGGUGCAGCCGGUCUGCUAGCCAUGCAGGACGAUAUGGACGAUCGAAGAUUCGGCGGGAUAACCUUCCCCGCAUACAUGGAGCCACUCGCUCCGCCACCGCAGCAGCUUCAGCAGCAAGCCCAGCAACCACCGCAGCAACCACCGCAGCAACUACCGCCGCCUCCGCCCCAGCAACCACCUCAGCAGCAACUCCAACAGCACUCUCAAACCCCCUCUCCACUCCCCCCACCCCCGGAGGAGCAGCAAGGCACAGACAGUGAUUACGGUGGAACGAUGGACCUUGCUAUGUACGGAGGUGGGUAUGCCGGAAACCUGCAUUACGGCAACGAGCUCGGUUCUCCACCCACAACCGCCCACAGUCAAGACGGCCCUCGUCCGCUGCCGACGCCUCAGGGCCAAGGCGCCGAGCAUCCUCCAUUCUCCGAUGUGUCGGUCGAUUAUGGUGGCACUGGUGGCCUCCUCCCGCCUCAAUCUCAUCGUCUUAGCUUUGAUGACGGCGAUGAGCGAGUGUCUCUCCAUUCGCGACAUAGCGGAAGCGAUUCUCCUUCCAAAGAGGACUACCCCUAUGACCAAAUGUUUUGGCACCCUGGCCUUUCCAACCGCCCAUUGCCUGCCAUCCCUCCCCAAACCCCAGACGGCAACUCCCAUCUGUCCCCCCAACCCUCGGUCAGGUCUAACUAUCAACACAACCACUCCCUGAGCGCAGACUCGAGACUCCCAUACCCUCCCGAUACCCCCGAGACCCACCAUGAGCAGAUCGUCAGCCAGCAGCAGCAAGUCGAGAGGUCAAUAUCGCUCUCGAGUCACAGCAACACACCCCCGAUUCAGGCACCGGCCCGGUCCCGAACAGACGCUGCUGAGGAGCGCAGGCGAGCGAUGAAACACAUGUCGCAGCCGCAAGCACAAGCUUACCAGCAGGGAGCAACGGCACCCUACGAGGGUUACGAAACAGGGACACCGUCGUCAAUGGCCGCCUACGACAUGAUCACACUACCCACCGGCAGGAGAAAGAAGUUUGUGCCUUCGAAACUCACAGCUGCGGACAUCAAGCGUUGCGCAGAGCCCUGGGCUCUCAGUGGCAUUACCUACUGGGUCCGAGAGAUGGCAGAGGGUGAACCGGAUCUGAAAAGGAAGACGAUAGAGGAAGGUGUCCUCAAGCUCUUCUGCGCCAAAGUUCCGACAAUGAACGUCGCCGACGCGGAACUGCUGAGCGCCAGGGUGGUUGACUCCAUGUUCUCAGCCGGUAUCUUGAUUCCCGAGGAAGAAUGGGUCAAGUUCGGGACGGGGCAGCUUUCAGGUGUGUUGUGGCAGCUCACCGGCUCCGGGUGUUUUGCGCCCAAGUUGCACGAGGAUGAGGGUCUCGCGCCCAGGCUGCACGACAACGGCAUCCCUGUGAGAUGCUACUCGCACCACUGUGGCAGGACGCUCAAGAAGGCGAACCUAGACAACAUGAUGUCUGAGGAGGACGUCGUGGUUUUGGAUUGGGCUACCUUUCAUGGCGUCACCAAAGAUGACAUCAAAUCGAAGCAUAAGAAGGAAGUCGAACGGCAAAACGUGCUGCACGAGAUCGUCACGGGUGAGGAAGACUACAUGGGUCAGCUCGAUGUGCUCCGACUGCUGUACCGCGACUGGCUUCGGGCUUGGCAACCCCCCAUCAUUGCGGCGAAUCGGAUGGAUAAAUUCCUCGACGCGGUAUUUGGCAGGGUGGAUGCUGUCCAGCAAAUCAACAAGGAGCACCUGCUCGCUCAGCUUAAAUAUCGGCAACAGGAGCAAGGCCCCUGGAUCGUCGGGUUCAGCGACCUGUUCAGAGAGUGGAUUCGGAAAGCCAGGCCAAUCUACGUCGAGUACUGCUCAUCGUUCCCCUAUGCCUCGUAUCUUGUUAGGAAAGAGGCCUCGCGAAACCUGCUCUUCCGCCAGUUUCUCGAUGUUGUCCGCGAUCACAAACGGUCUAAGCGUUUGGAAUGGACCACGUUCGUGAAGGCACCCAUCACCAGGCUUCAGAGAUACGGCCUCCUUCUCGAGACGGUUAAGAAGAAUAUGCUAGAGGAGAGUGAGGAGAAAACUAACCUGGAGAGGGCUUUGGAUGAGAUCAAGAAGGUCACGCAUGAGUGCGAUGAGAAGGUGGCCGAGAUGACGAGGAAGGUCGAGCUGCUCGAGCUGCAAUCUAUGCUGGUCCUGCGGCCCGGUUUCCAGUCUGUUCUGAACCUCGAUCACCUUGGGCGAGAGCUGCUCAAGCAGGGCGACCUUCAGCGGCAGGGUUCGAAAGGUGUCCGCUGGGUCGACACACAUGCCUUACUUUUUGACCACUACUUCAUUCUAUCCAAGGCCGUUCCCUCGAAGGACGGGAGAAGCGAUAAGAAAUACGACGUUUCCAAGGAGCCAAUUCCCAUGCCACUGCUCUUCCUCGAGAGUUUAAAUGAUGACCCUGUUGCAAAACAGAAGAGCCUGACAGCUCCCUUGACAAGGACUACGGCCACGACUGGCUCGGGGACACAACUCAAUAAGGUGGCCUCUAACGGGGGCGAGCGGCCCGGACUUGAGCACACGGCAACCGGCUCUUCUAUAGCGUCGCUCAACACGGUAUCCCGGCUCACAUCGGCGGGUGCGGACGACGGAAAGAUUAUCUAUCCAUUCAGGAUCAAGCAUCUCGGUCACGAGAUUUAUACGCUCUAUGCAUCGUCGGCUCAAGAACGCGCCACUUGGUGUUCGGCCAUCAUUGAAGCCAAAACUAGGCAUGCCAGAGCGCUCCACGCCCAAAAUGCCGAGCCAUUCCGCCUGCGCGUUAUUUCAGACUGUGCUUUUGCGUACGAUUCGGCGUCGCUGCUAGGAAGGCAACCCAGCGUGUCCAUCAGAGGUACACCUUUGGACAGAGCGAUCCGAGAGAUGGAGCAGAUUCAUGGACCAGGGAGGGGCCCGCCGCCGGUCUCGCGGGCGACGGUGAACUGCGCCUGCGCUUUCACGUCGUUCGGAAAGUCGCUCAUCGCCAUCGGAACCGACUAUGGUGUCUACAUAUCCGAAGUCUCGAACGCUCGGGGAUGGGUGAGGUCCGUCCAGAUCAGCAAGGUCACGCAGAUUGCCGUCCUGGAGGAAUUCUCUGUCUGUCUCCUGAUCGCAGACCGGUCGUUGAUAUCGUACCCGCUCGACGUGAUUGCGCCAGUUUCUAACUUCGCUGCACCAUCACACGACAAUCCGCGCCGGGCGCCACAGCGUCUUGCCAAGGACGUGGCAUUUUUCGCUACGGCCCGUAUGAAGGACCGGAUGCUUUUGUUCUACAAGCGCAAGGAGGGUAUGCACAACACCUUCAAAGUGCUCGAGCCGGUGUUCCAGAAGGCGACAGAGAAACGAUCCCGCCUCUUCAGUAGCCGCCGAGCCGGUGCUGGGGCGACCGAGUCCUUCCGGGACUACGACGCCUUCUACAUCCCGACCGACUGCUUCUCGCUGAACCUCUUCCAGAACUACAUCGCGGUGGCGACGUCCAAGGGCUUCGAACUACUCACGCUAGACAAGAAAGUUACGCAGUCGAUCCCGCGCGACCUCAACCAACCCGCCAUCGCCAACAUCGCGUCGCGCAUCAAGGAGCCGCACCCGCUCGGCAUGUUCAAGCUCAACGACCAAGAGUUUUUGCUCACGUACGACGACUGUGCCGUCUACGUCGACAAGCACGGUGAGAUCAGCCGCACCCUCAUCAUGGAGUACUCGGGCAAGCAGCGCAAGGCCAAGGCCGCCACCAUGUUCGGCCAGUACCUGUUGCUCUUCAACGACGACUAUGUCGAGGUGCGCAACGCUGAGAACGGCCGCCUCCGCCAGAUCAUCGCCGGCCGCGACGUCCGCUGCCUGGACUAUGGCUUCCGUGGCCCGACCGGCUCGGGGGCCCAGGCGGGGCUGCAGCCCCCAGCUCAGCAGGACUCGAAGGGCACGGUGAAGAUCUGCAUGAGCCAUCCGGAGAUUCCGGGCGGGCAGAUCGUGCUGGAGAUGUUGCUGAAUGAUGGGCAUGCGGAGUAG
This is a messenger RNA of Chaetomium globosum CBS 148.51, 5340 nucleotides long. RefSeq lists its product as uncharacterized. Gene Ontology annotation, molecular function: guanyl-nucleotide exchange factor activity. The transcript is spliced from 2 exons. The coding region runs from base 1 to 5340 and encodes 1779 amino acids. The record is from RefSeq and is a predicted model, not a curated record. NCBI's taxonomy places the organism in Eukaryota, Fungi, Ascomycota, Sordariomycetes, Sordariales, Chaetomiaceae.